This is a messenger RNA of Purpureocillium lilacinum, 492 nucleotides long. The record is from RefSeq and is a predicted model, not a curated record. NCBI's taxonomy places the organism in Eukaryota, Fungi, Ascomycota, Sordariomycetes, Hypocreales, Ophiocordycipitaceae.
AUGGAGAUGUACACACGACGCAGUAUCGGCAGAGUCACGGAGGGCUUGUUGCUCCGCAUAGCCGAGAAUGUCGACAUCGUUGAGCCCGUAUCCAAGUUUACCGAUCGCCUAAAGGCAACGACAGGAGUGCGGACAAUAUUCAAUGUCGGGCUAGAGGACUGGCAGCCCCCAGAAGGGAUCGAGUACGACCUGAUCUGGACACAGUGGUGUCUAGGCCAUCUCACAGACAGCCAACUGGUAGACUACCUUCAACUUUGCAAGACCGUGCUCAAGCCAGACACGGGCGUAAUCGUCAUCAAAGAGAACCUUAGUACCGGCAGCGUCGAUAUGUUCGACAAUGAGGAUAGCAGUGUAACAAGACGAGAUGAGACGUUUCGGCAUCUCUUUGAAACGGCAGGGCUGAAACUGGUGAAGACGGAGAUCCAGCGCGGAUUCCCCGAAAUCCCGCCAAGGAGGCUUCUCCCAGUGAGGAUGUAUGCGCUCAAACCCUGA